Scomber japonicus (chub mackerel) is the source of this 1686-nucleotide messenger RNA. Its product is annotated as protein FAM13C-like. The coding region runs from base 1 to 1686 and encodes 561 amino acids. The record is from RefSeq and is a predicted model, not a curated record. The transcript has 12 exons. NCBI's taxonomy places the organism in Eukaryota, Metazoa, Chordata, Actinopteri, Scombriformes, Scombridae.
AUGUUCUGCUUCUGCCUGCAGAGUUCCCUGCUGAAGCUCCAGGCUCUGGAGGUGGAGGGGGGCCCUUCGCUGGGUCCGUCCCCAGAGGAGAGGCCCUCUGCCCUGGGCAGCAAGGAGCAGAAAAGCCCCUGCAGCCCAACGGAGGGAGGAGGGAGGAAAACACUGGCUGUCUGCCACAGCGACCCAGGUUCUAGUGUGGUUCUACUGACCUUAGAGGAGUUUCGAAAUGUUGUUUUGAUGGUUCUAGCAGGUUCUAGUGAUACUUCAGGAGGUUCUAGCAGGUUGGUUCUAGUGGUUCCUAGUGUGGAUGUAGACAUUUUUAGGAGGUUCUUUGACUCUAUUAAUGCUAGAGUACGAGUAGUCACUAAAGACACUGUAGGCAUCUUUCUGGAGGUUCUAGAGGUCCAUAACGAGGUUCUAGCAGAGCUGCUGACCGUCAGCCCCGUCCAGCCCGACGCCCCGCCGCCCCCCAGCCCCCAACACUCCCCCCAGAGGAGCAGCCCCGGGGGGGAGGGGGGAGGAGACGGAGGAGGGGGAGGAGGGGGGGCGCUCCUCCAGCUGCUGGCGGGGGGAGCCAGCCCGCUCCCCUCCCCCCGCUGCUCCAGCCUCACCCACAGCCUGAGGUUCAACUCCGACCCCGACACGGCGCCGUCGCCCCCCUGCAGCCAGCAGUUCAUCCUGUCUCGCGGUCGCGCGCGGACGGACGGCCCCGAGGAGUCUCCGUCCUCCGUGUCUUUCCUCAGCAAACAGAUUCAGAGUCUGAAGAAGAAAGUCCGUCGAUACGAAGAUCAGUUCGAGCAGGAGAUGAAAUACAAGCCGUCACACAACGAUAAAUACUCAAACCCAGAGAUGGUUCGAGUGAUGAAUGAACUCGCUAGAGCUCGGAAACAACUUAAAGAGCUCAGACUCAGACAGUCUCUGUUUGAGUCGAAGGAGUCAGACGGUUCAGAGAACAGCGCCACCUGCAGACUCUCCUCCGGCCAGCAGGGGGCAGCAGAGACCAACCCCACGCUGGAGGAGACGGUGGAGUCUCUGUUCAGACGUCUGAAGGAGAAGAGACACGCGCUCGGUCUCCCUGACAACAUGAAGGAGAUGACUCAGGCUCAGAUGGUGAUGGAGAAGAUCACUCUACAGAAGUGUUUACUCUACUUUGAGUCUGUUCACGGCCGACCGGGAACCAAACAGGAGAAGAAUCUGGUGAAGCCGCUUUACGACCGAUAUCAGCUGAUCAAACGCCUGCUGUGUGUCAGCCCCACUAUCUGCACUAUAGAGGAAGAGGAAGGCUCUGAUGAAGACUCUCCAGCUGACGAGCGUCCCGACCCCCCCGCUGCCCCCCCGGCCCCCCCGGCGCCCCCGGACAGCGACCGGGACAGCGACGCCUUCGUGUCUCCGCUGGACGAGGUGAAGGCCGUCCGCCAGCAGGGGGCGCUCACCACCACCAACCUGCACGAGGCCUCCAGGUCUCAGCUGCUGCAGAGUCUGAGAGAGACGAGAGCGGAGAAGAAGACGAGACGCAAAACUCUGAGAGAGUUCGAGGACGAGUUUUACCGCCAGACGGGAAGGAUCUGUCAGAAGGAGGACCGCUCUCCCAUGAAGGAGGAAUACCAGGAGUACAAACAGCUGAAGGCCAAACUCCGUCUGCUGGAAGUCCUGCUCAGCAAACAGGAAGUCACCACGACCGUGUGA